Molecule: messenger RNA, 4294 nt
Organism: Toxoplasma gondii ME49
Lineage: Eukaryota; Apicomplexa; Conoidasida; Eucoccidiorida; Sarcocystidae
Product: SPRY domain-containing protein
Exons: 6
Coding region: 454-2382 (642 amino acids)
Molecular function (GO): protein binding
Source: RefSeq, a predicted model, not a curated record
GCAUGCGGGAGUCUCGUUUCUUCUCGCGAGUUGUGUCGCUUUUUCUGUUUUCCUGGAAAACGCCUUUUCUCGGCCACUGCAUCGAAGGGCCAGCCAGGGCCGGAAUCCGUUUGGAGAGCUGUUCUCUCCGCUGUUCUCUUCUCGUCGCGCGUUUAGUCUUUCUCUGCUGGAUUCCCCCGUGACUUCCGAUCCCGCUAAUCUCCUUCUCGGCAGCUUCUCUUCGCUUUUUCUCUCGUGGACAUCCGGAGGUUUCUUCGACUGCCUCCAGCUCCUCCCUCUCCACGUUCUUUUCGCGGCACUGCUCGUCCACCUCGCGUCUCCACUCUCUGCAGAUCUUCAUCCCUUCUAGCCAUCCAGUUCGCGAACAAAAACCGCUCCAAAGGCGCCUUUUCGGCGAAUAAUGCAUGAACGUUCCGCGAAAAAAUUCCAACGUCCUUCUUCCCUCUCGCAACCAUGCAAGCCCCGCCAUACCGAGCUGCCCCGCCUGCCGCGGAGGAACGCGGCCCGCCUCCUCCCAUCGUCUACGACCUUCCCUCUAAGUCCUCUUCUACUUCUUCCUCUUCUUCCUCUUCUUCCUCUUCUUCUUCCUGUUCUUCUUCCUCUUCUUCUUCCUCUUUCUCACUUUUCCCGGUGCGACUCGACGCGGCGGACGCCCACUUGGACCUGGAAGUCGACGCCUCCACAGGGUUGAGCGCGUCUUGCAUGCACACGAACGGGUGUCAGUACACCUGGAAGGGGAUUCGGUCAACGUACGGAGUUCGAGGAUCUGGGCAGGUCUACUUCGAGACGAAAGUUGUGCAUGCGCCCACAGUCGUGAUGCCCGAGACGCCUGUGCAUACGCGGAACGUCUGCCGUGUCGGUGUCAGCCUUCCUCUCACGAGUCUCUUCCUCGGAGAGUCGAGUGAUUCUUGGGGUUACGGAGGCACUGCGAAAAAGUCUUUUUCGCGCAAAUUCGAGAACUACGGAGAGACGUACGGCGUCGGGGACGUGAUCGGAACGAUCAUCGACUUAGACGAUCUGCGGCUGUCCUUCACGAAAAAUGGAAAGUUCCUUGGAGUCGCCUACGACCUUCCCCCGCGCGUUCGAGAUUCCGGACUCUUUCCUCACUUUUGUUUGAAAAACGUGGAUAUUCAAGUGAACUUUAACGCGGCCUCUGCCUGGUUUCCUCCCCCAAACUCGAAGAUCCAGUUCCUCGGAGAUGUUCCGGAAAAGGACUUGAUGGCGAACCUGGUGGAGCAUCCUGCGAGUCCAAAGGACUGUGAAUUCAUCAUGAUGGUGGGCGUUCCUGCAUGCGGAAAGACGUUCUGGGCAGAGCAGCACUGUCGCGCGAAUCCGCGAAAGAGCUUCGUUCUGCUCGGCACAAACGCCGUGAUCGACCAGAUGCGCGUCAUGGGUGUAAAGAGACAAAGUAACUACGCAGAAAGAUGGGAAGAACUCAUGACGACAGCUACGUCCGUGUUCAACACCUUGAUCGAACGUGCGAGCUCCGGAGCGGUCCCCAGAAAUGUCAUCAUCGACCAGACGAACGUCUUCAAAAAUGCCCGCAGACGCAAAGUGCAACCUUUCCGAGAGUGGGGAGUGAGAAGAGCUGUGACAAUCGUGACAGACGAGAGAACUCUGCAGCAACGCACGGCGAAGCGCGAACGCGAGGAAGGAAAAUUCGUACCAGUUUCGGCAGUUAUGGAUAUGAAAGCCGCCUUCUCGCUGCCUGCCUACGACGACGGAUUCACUGAGAUCGAGUUUCCUGAGAUGCCCGAGCAAGACAGUCGCCAGGAGGUCCGGCGAAUGAACGAAGAAGGCAGACGCUUCAAACGCGAAAAUCCGCGUGCGAGCGGCAACCAACCGAAACCGCACAUGGAGAGUCGACAGGGAGAGUUUGCAGGCGAGAAGGAUUUCCGGAACGCGAAGCGACAGCGCGACGACUGCGGUCCGUACGACUCGAGGCGCUGUCCGCCGUCGCAAGCCGAUUGGUCCGGAGGCGGCGAAGGGUGGGCGUCAGGUCCCCAGUUCUCUCAUUCUUCUUGGGGAGACAACUACCAGGGAGGCCCGGCUCGCCGCGUUGAGUGCCAGAGAGAUUUCCAGGGGUACGACGGGAAGAGACAACGCCACGACUACGGCCCCCAGGGGUAUGGGCAUGGAGACCCGCAGGGGUAUGGAGGCCCCCAGGGGUAUGGGCAUGGAGGCCCCCAGGGGUAUGGGCAUGGAGGCCCUCAGGGGUAUGGGCGUGGAGGCCCCCAGGGGUAUGGGCGCGGAGGCCCGCAGGGGUAUGGGCAUGGGGACCCGCAGGGGUAUGGGCGUGGAGGCCCCCAGGGGUAUGGGCGUGGAGGCCCGCAGAACUACGGGGACUCUUUUCGAGGAAAUUCGGGUGCGAACGGUUGGUAAGGCGAUUCUCAAGAGCGAGCCUGGCCGCCGAGCGAUCGACCUCUCACCUUACAAGAUCAAGUGUAUGGACGAGGAUAUGGCUACGAAGGGAACGGGAGAAGAGGCGGACCUGGGAGUUACAGGGGACAGGGCCUUCCACGGUACUGAAGGAGAGAAACUCGCGAAAAGACGGAGAGUUCUCUGCAGAAGGCUUUUGCAGAAAUGUAAGAGAGGCGUGAAAACGUUUCGCUGUAGUUGAGACCGUGUUUUUUAUAUCUCACGGCAGUGAGUGGAGGCACAGGGAGGGGAAAAAGAGACGAUGUUUCGGGACUUGGGGGAACUCAAAUCUUCUCGGCAUGAGUCUCAGUAGGAGCCUUCGCUUCAAAAAUUUCAAUUUGGAGAUGAAAUCCGGAAAUCUGAAAAUGGUGACGAAGACAUGUACUUUCUUGUGGUGUGGGUCGAGAGCUGACGAAACGUUCGGCGACAAACACACGUGGAAAGAGACAGGGUCGAGCAACCACAUACUCCCGUACGCUUCGUUCCAUAUCUCCCGACGCUUGCACUCUUGGAAAAACAUAAGUGUACAACAAAGUCUCUGAAAAAUACAAAACGUGUCUGCACUGAAUGCAGAACUGAGACGAUCCUAUUUUGCUUAUUUGUGUAAGUUGGCACUUUCGUCUUUGUUUAAUCUGAGGGCGCAGCCGUCCGGCCCUGCACGUGAAUGGAUGUCAAAAUAAAUGAUUGCAUGCAUGCGGGAGGCCCGUCGACAUCAUGGUGUGGGUGGCCUUGAAUGGUAAUGUGACCCGCUUGCAAGACUCGAGUCAGUGAGUUAUCUUCAUGUCUGUGUUUCCGAUUUGUGUAAAACGGAUCUUCUGAGGCACUUGGCAAUCGCAAGAGAAGAAAGUAUUUCCUGACACUGGAGAGGGUCUCACUCUUCUCCCAUGGAAGGGAAGGACGUGUGAGGAGCCGGCAAACCGACGUCUGUGAAGCCUCUUUCUGAAGUCGAAACGCGAGCGUAGACACCUCAGAUCGCACAGUCAACGCCGAAAGAUGCUGCGAACCUCGUGCCAUUCGCGCCAUGCAUGGAUGUAGCCAUCGUCACGUCACCAAAUCGACUUUCUGCCCCCACAUAUCUGUGUAUCGAUAUCUAUAUCCGACGAUCUCAGCGUGUGGACUCACGCCUCUGUCUACCCAUCCGGUCGCCUGUACACUUCCUUGAAUGCACACUCAAAGCCGUAUGUGCCUGUGCAUGUGUGACCUAAGUCAUGAGAGAAUUGCUCACGACAGUUGAUGGGAUAUAUGCAUCAUAGAGGAAAGUGUGUGUGUCCAGAUGGCUGAACCACGGAAACAACAAAGUAUAUGUGUGCAUGCACCUGCAGCCGGCAUGCUUUUCUCAGCUGCAGAUGCACAGAGUGUCCAAGGAUGCCGCUGACAUCUAUCUGCCUGUAUCUGGAUGCACACCUCAGCAGAAAGGCCUUCGCGUUUGGUGUGGACGCGACUGUCGUCGGGAAGAAAUACUGAGACCUGUCACCGUUCCAUGUUGUGCAAAACCGGAACAGAUCGUGCUCCGAGCCAGCGGGGAACGCGUGAUUGGAAAAAACAAGCCCAACGUCGCAGAGAAACGCGCACGCAUUUAAACACGAACAGAAAAAGUCGAACUUCUACCCCGCCACACGCCACCGCGACGCAAGCCCAAGGAAGCAGAGGGCCUCUGAAAAUACAGCCUCACAAUUCAUCUCUCUAAAGCGCUCGGCAGGCACCGAAAUGCCGUUCCACAGAGUAGAGGACACCGGCAUCCAAAUGCAUGCCUUGGGUCUGAUAACGAUCGACACAGAGAAACGAAGAUGACCAAUAUUCUCUGCACGAUCACAUGCCGCACACAAAAGACAUCCACCAAUCGGGCGUAGACAUACAUGCGCAUCCACAUUGAAAU